AUGAGUGAGUUUGGAAUCAAUCAAGAUGGUCAAAGCAUUGGAGAUAACUAUUAUAUCGGUUGCCUGCUUGCUUUCACCGCUGAGCGUGAUAUCGAUUUGUCUCUAUGGUCACUACAAGGGAGCUAUUACAAGGGGCUAGGCAUUAUUGGAAAAAAUGAGAGCUAUGCUGUGAUUUAUACUGAUUGGAAUACUAUUAGGAAUCCAGGCUUCAUGGCAACUAUUUCAUCUAUAGUUCCUCCCCUCAGAGAAGCAUGGGGCUUCAAUGGAAAUGGGCUGGCAUUUGCUAAUGGAUCAACAAACUCUUGCUUGGAAGCUUUGGGAAAUGGACAAGGAGUUCAGGUUGGGAAUAGUACUAUUUGUGGAGGGCGAAGCUCUAAGUGGAAAACUGUCUCUCCCACUAACAUGCAGUUCUCAUCUCAACAGUUUAACCUGUGUUUGGAUGUUAACCCUAAUGGGAAGACUCUUGUUACUAAUCCAUGCUUGUGUUUGGAUGGCAGUUCAAAUUGUAACCCUGAGAGUAUGGUUCAAGCUUGUUAA
Messenger RNA from Dioscorea cayenensis subsp. rotundata (Guinea yam), 537 nucleotides. Its product is annotated as glycosyl hydrolase 5 family protein-like. Lineage: Eukaryota; Viridiplantae; Streptophyta; Magnoliopsida; Dioscoreales; Dioscoreaceae. The record is from RefSeq and is a predicted model, not a curated record. Bases 1 to 537 code for a protein of 178 amino acids. The transcript is spliced from 2 exons.